This is a messenger RNA of Chrysemys picta bellii (western painted turtle), 2036 nucleotides long. Its product is annotated as zinc finger protein 501-like. The record is from RefSeq and is a predicted model, not a curated record. Gene Ontology annotation, biological process: regulation of gene expression. Lineage: Eukaryota; Metazoa; Chordata; Testudines; Emydidae. Gene Ontology annotation, cellular component: nucleus.
GGUGGAGUGGGCAGGCUGAGGGUUCAGCCCCCCGCCAUUGGUACUUACAGAGUAGGGGAAGCUGCCCUGGAACCUAACCCCCCCUAUUUAUAUUAAUUCUUAUGGGGAAAUUGGAUUUGCUUAACAUUGUUUCACUUAAAGUCAUAUUUUUCAGGAACUACAACGUUAAGUGAGGUGUUACUGUAUUUCCUUUCCAUACAGAUGAAAUGUCCCCGCCAGCAAAGAGAGGGACAAAGUUUUUUGUAGCAAGAUGUGACAAACCCUGAUAUUGCUCAUUUUUCCUACCCAGAGCAGAAUUUCCAAUUAAAAAACUGGACAUAAUCUCCCUCAUAGAACGAGAGGAAGAGCCUUGGGUUCAUGAUCUCCAGGGCUACGAGGAAAAGGAGAUGCUGAGUGGCACCUGUGCAGGUGAUGGGAUUGUGAGUGAGAAUGGGAAGGAGAAUCUGCACCAGGACAGUCAUGAGCCAAUGGAACCACAUGGCACAUUACCAGGAGCAUCCCAAAGGAAUAUUUCCCAGAGUCCUGAGCAGGAUAAAGUCUGUGAGGGUCAGCACAGAUCAGAAAGGCAUCAAAGAACUCCUCCAGGGAAGAGACUAGGUCAAUCAACUGCAUGUGAAAUAGGUUUUAGGAAACUACCAGACAUUAUCCAGCUGGGAAAUCCCAAGAUGGGGAAACCAAUAAUAUGUGAUGACUGUGGGAAAAGCUUCCGGCUGAGAUCAAACCUCAGACAGCAUCAAAGGAUUCACACUGGAGAGAAACCCUUUGGAUGUGCCGAGUGUGGGGAAAGUUUCCGGCAGCGCUCACAUCUUAUUCAGCAUAAGACAAAGCACACGGGGGAGAGACCCUAUGAAUGUACCGAGUGUGGGAAAAGCUUCAGUAUGAGCUCAAAACUCAUUCGGCAUCAGAUAAUCCACACAGGAGAAAAACCCUAUAAAUGUGGUGAGUGUGGCAAGAGCUUCAUUGGGAACUCACAGCUUAUCCUGCACCAGAGAGUCCACACGGGUGAGAGACCCUACAAAUGUGGUGACUGUGGGAAGAGCUUCAGUGUGAGCUCAGCUCUUACUCAACAUCAGAGAACGCACACUGGAGAGAAACCUUAUGAAUGUGCCGAGUGUGGGGAAAGCUUCCGGCAGCGCUCACACCUUAUUCAGCAUCAGAGAAUCCAUACGGGUGAGAGACCCUAUGAGUGUUCCAAGUGUGGAAAGAGCUUCAGUGUGAGCUCUGCCCUCAUUCAGCAUCAGAGAUUCCACACAGGGGAAAGACCUUAUGAAUGUGCUGAGUGUGGGAAAAGCUUCACAGUGAGCUCACACCUGAUUCAGCACCGGAGAGUCCACACAGGGGAAAAGCCCUACGAAUGUGCUGACUGUGGGAAAGGCUUCCUUUGGAGAUCAGCCCUUCUUCGACAUCAGAGAAUCCACACAGGACAGAAACCCUAUGAGUGUACCGAGUGUGGGGAAAGCUUCCGACAGAGCGCACACCUUAUUCAGCAUCAGAGAAUCCACACUGGGGAGAGACCCUAUGAAUGUGCCAACUGUGGAAAGGGCUUCACUGUGAGCUCUGCCCUCAUUCGACAUCAGAGAAUCCACAUGGGAGGGAAACCCUAAAAAUGGGCUGAAAGCUUCAUGUCAGAUAUCCCUCCAGAGUCUCCCAAAAGAUAGUAGCCAGGCAUGUUUCUUGCUUUGAGUCCAUAAGGCUCUUCUCUUUUCACAGAGAAUGAAAAAUGCCUUGUUGAGGAUGGUCAAGUUAAACAAAGAGGAAAUGUUGGUGCAGGGAGAAGGAUCAUGUAGGGACCUGAGGUGUGGAGAGGAAUGUAUGCUGGGAGCCAGAGCCAGAGACCGGGAGGUGCUGUGGGCAGCAGGAGGAUUGAGCAUUUGGAGAUAAAAGGGAAGCUGUUGGUAUAGUUGGAGAGAAGUCCCCCAUGAGAACCAGGGCUGGAACUAACAAGGACUGUGCCAGGGGAAAGGACUGGGCCCAGUAUCAUUGGUGCCCAUGUGGAAAAGCUGGAAGGGGUAGCGAUCCAAGGGCUUGAUGAGUCU